AUGUCUGCCUCUCUACCAGGAAACCGGGAACCGCCCGAGUCACAAUAUGACUUAAGCACGUAUUGGGGUCGCGUCAAGCAGACUGCCACUAUUACAGAUCCAAGAACACUCUUUGCUGGACAACAUGGCCUCGAUCAUGCCAAAAAGCUACUGGUCGCAUACAAACAAGGUGAAAUCAGGGAUAUGACACCAGAGCUAUGGAAGGCCAAGAAGAUUGUCGACUCUACAUUACAUCCUGAUACUGGAGAGCCGGUUCUUCUGCCCUUCCGCAUGUCAUGUUUUUGCCUGUCCAACCUGGUCGUCACCGUUGGAAUGCUCACACCGGGACUUCAGACCACCGGAACAGUCCUCUGGCAAAUCACCAACCAAUCCCUCAACGUCGCCAUCAAUUACGCGAACGCGAACAAGUCCACACCGCUAUCGUACUCGAAGAUCGCGCAAUCCUACUUCUUAGCCGUUGGCGCAUCGUGCUCGGUCGCGCUCGGCCUAAACGCUAUAGUCCCGCGGCUCAAGCGCGUCUCGCCCGCCGCAAAGCUCGUGCUCGGCCGGCUCGUCCCGUUCGCAGCCGUCGCGUCCGCGGGCGUGCUAAACGUGUUCCUCAUGCGCGGCGAAGAAAUGCGCACGGGUAUCGACGUCUUCCCCGUUCUCUCCGAGGCCGACAAGGCGCGUCUGGCGAAAGAGGGCAAGGCGGAGAGCGAGGUCCCUAGCUUGGGGAAGAGCAGGAAGGCGGCGACUCUUGCGGUUGGAGAGACGGCUCUAAGUCGUGUGUUUAACUGCACCCCUAUUAUGGUCGUCCCGCCCCUGCUGCUUGUGCGCCUCCAGCGCACGGAGUGGUUGAAGCGGAAUCCUCGCUAUACUAUGCCGAUUAACGUCGGCCUCAUUCUGGGCAUGAGCUACCUUGCGCUGCCGUUUGCGCUGGCGGCGUUCCCCCAGAGACAGAGGAUUGGUGCGGAUCGGCUGGAGGAGGAGUUUCAUGGGCGUGGAGGGGAGGGCGGGUUGGUGGUUUUUAAUCGUGGGAUUUAG
This is a messenger RNA of Annulohypoxylon maeteangense, 1023 nucleotides long. RefSeq names its product Tricarboxylate/iron carrier. The coding region runs from base 1 to 1023 and encodes 340 amino acids. The transcript has 4 exons. Gene Ontology annotation, cellular component: mitochondrial inner membrane. Gene Ontology annotation, biological process: mitochondrial transmembrane transport; monoatomic ion transport. NCBI's taxonomy places the organism in Eukaryota, Fungi, Ascomycota, Sordariomycetes, Xylariales, Hypoxylaceae. Gene Ontology annotation, molecular function: monoatomic ion transmembrane transporter activity. The record is from RefSeq and is a predicted model, not a curated record.